AUAAGUUUAUGCUUUAUGAUAAAUGUUGAAUUCCCUAAUUUGUUUCAGAAUUGCAAAGCUUAUGCAAAGAAAGUCAUUCAAUAUAUACCAGUUUUGGGUUGGGCUUGGAAAUGCUCAGAAUUCGUAUUUCUAGAGAGAAAUUUUGACAAAGACAGGAAAGUUAUAAAUAAACAAAUUACCGAAUUAGCCGAACAUCCUGAUCCUAUAUGGCUACUACUCUUUCCAGAAGGUACUCGCUUUACUAAGAAAAAACAUGAAGCAUCUGUCGAAUUUGCUGCCAAACAUAAUUUACCACUACUAAAGCACCAUCUGUUGCCCCGAACAAAAGGGUUCAUAGCUAGUCUCCCAUCAAUGAAAGGCAAAGUGCCUGCUAUUUACAAUAUUGAAGUUGCGUUUAGAGAAGAUGCCCCAUAUAAACCGACCAUUACUACUAUGUUACUAGGAAAGCCGACAACCGCCCAUAUUUACUUCCAAAGAAUACCGCUGGAGGAAGUGCCUGAUAAUUCCGCAGCUCAGGAGUCAUUUUUAAGAGAUAUAUUUAUAGAGAAAGACAAAAUAAAGGAGAGCUUUAUCAACACAGGUGAUUUCUUUGAAACAUCAGGAGUAGCUCGUGUGGAUUCGUUUGUAGUAAAGCCAAGGCUGCAUUCUAUAUUCAAUUUCAUCUUCUGGAUAUUGAUUACUUUAGUUCCUAUGUCAUAUUACCUAAUGAAAUUAUUGUUUAGUGGCGAAUUAGUUUAUUUUUCAAUUGGCGCAGGAAUCCUUGGAGCAUUCUAUAUACUGAUGUGUAAAACCAUCGGCAUGACCGAGAUUGACAAAGGAUCCUCAUAUGGAGUUGGAGCUGAAACACCUCCUAAGAAGUCUAAGUAGACUUAACAUUCAACAUUAAAGUUUUCAGGUCUCCCUGUGAUUAGUUUCCCUCUAUCUAGAGUAUCUGAUGAUUAGUUAGUCUUUGUGUCAAUACUCAUUAAAAACAUUUUUCAAUUGUAAAAACCUCGGAUAUUGUACAGGGCUAAAUGAAAGUGUUAACUUUAAAUUAUUUAUUUUAAUUGAUAUGAAGUGUAGAUAUUUAUUUAAAAAAUCUGUUUAUAUGUAAUUUUAUUAAAAUACAGAUUUUUAUAAUUGAAAA
Diabrotica virgifera virgifera (western corn rootworm) is the source of this 1126-nucleotide messenger RNA. RefSeq names its product 1-acyl-sn-glycerol-3-phosphate acyltransferase delta-like. The transcript is spliced from 4 exons. NCBI's taxonomy places the organism in Eukaryota, Metazoa, Arthropoda, Insecta, Coleoptera, Chrysomelidae. Bases 16 to 867 code for a protein of 283 amino acids. The record is from RefSeq and is a predicted model, not a curated record. Gene Ontology annotation, cellular component: endomembrane system. Gene Ontology annotation, molecular function: 1-acylglycerol-3-phosphate O-acyltransferase activity.